Molecule: messenger RNA, 608 nt
Organism: Struthio camelus australis
Lineage: Eukaryota; Metazoa; Chordata; Aves; Struthioniformes; Struthionidae
Source: RefSeq, a predicted model, not a curated record
AUGAGCUGCCUUCGAGGUCGCCCCCGCAGCCCGUCGUUACCCCCGGCUUGCGGAAGGGGCAAAACACCUCAGAUGCGGGCGGAAAAGGAGACGGGCUCGCCCGCGGCCACGCAUCCCCCGAAGGACGAGGCCGGGCGGCCCCAACAUGGGAAGAAGUUUGUAUAUGUUGAGCCAUCUAGGAGAGUUAAAGAAAUACUUGAAGAAGAGCUUUAUUUUCGGAAAGAAGAAUGCCACAUUAAACAUCCAGCUGCAGUGGCUCUGGAAGGAAUUUGGAGUGUGAAAAAGAAUUUCUCCAUGGGAGGCCUGAAACCAGCAUCACAGAACAGAAACAGUUUACUUUUACAACCUAAAUUCUACUCGAGGCAUGAAGGAAUGAAAAGUAAGAGUCAAUAAUAAAAAAUUUUUGCUGUAACACCUGAUUUUAAAAUAGCAGGGUGAUACUAUUUUAUAACUCAUAGACAUCUUCUUACUGGACUGCAGAUCUAUUUUCUCUAAGGCCAUAGCUCAUCUCUUCCUUUCACACUUCAGAUCUUUGCCUAAGAAACCUGUUCAGGACUGCUAUGUUCAGUCACCUUAUCUCAUAUCCUGAAACCUUGCUAAAACAUGCA